Molecule: messenger RNA, 765 nt
Organism: Prunus armeniaca (apricot)
Lineage: Eukaryota; Viridiplantae; Streptophyta; Magnoliopsida; Rosales; Rosaceae
Source: the annotation of a GenBank genome assembly
AUGGUUGGAAGCAUGAAGAUGAGAGGCAAAACCGCCGCGAUGGCUAAAUCCGCGACGGCCCAAAGCCACUCCACCCACGGUCCCGCAAUCGACAUGGUGGCACCACCACCUCUCACCACUGCACCGGCCACUGCCGCCGAACAUGGUGGAACCUCUCAUCAAAGUGGGCUUGUUACCACCGCUGACUUAGGCCCGGUCUUGGACCAACUUCAAGCGUUCCCUCCAUUGCCUCCACGCUCGACACAUGCUCCUGCGCACACCUCCAAUGAAACCCUAGCCAGUGUGCAAUUGGGCUCCACACACUUUUCUCCUCCCGAUCCACGAAGUCAAGCAGACCUUAGUCUGAGAGUUGACCAGCUAGCUCAGAGAAUGGACGACCAAAGCAAUCUGAUGAGGCAACUCCUCCACCAAAUCGGCUUGGCUCAAAACCUUGGCCUUGGACAACUGGGCGAAGAGAGAAGGACAGACGAAUGCACCGGCAGGCAGCUCAACGGGUACCCAGCAGGUCGAGCAGGAGUGGGCAAACAAGGCGAGGGACAACAACUUGAUCGGCCUACCGACAUGUCACAAGCAUCUGCGGGCCCCUCUCGGAGCAGAUUAAGUUUGAGGAACAACAUGCGCGAGAGGCUAGGCCCACGACUUGACGUCCACGCCCGCUUGGGCCCGCAGGGAAAUGUACUUCAAAGGCUAGGCCCCCAGGGAGGUCAGCCAGACAACCAUCGCAACGAGGAUCGUGAAGAAAGACGCUCAGCUGUCCAUUCGUAG